AUGGAGGAAGAUUACUUCUCCCUCUCUUCCAUCUUAGCAGAUAACCACAAAUUAUCAUGCACGUUCGUACUAGACGUUCCGGGGUUAGGAUAUCUAGAAGGAGGUUCUGAUCCCAAUAUACAUCAACAUGGGAAAUUAGAAUUACCUUUCUGGCUCGCUCAAACUCUUUCUCUCAACGAAUUCACUACUUUCCCACUUCCCCCAGCAUAUUCAAAUCGAGUUCGAGCAGCUUUGAACGCUUCUGCCCCAUCUGUGAGAUUAUCAAAUCUAGUAGGAGGAAAUGGAUGGUGGUAUAGAUUUGGAAAAAGGAUAGCUGAUGUGUUGGAUGAUAGACCUCAAACGGAAUUAUUAAAUAUGCUUUUGAAAGCAUUCAUAAACCGUUUACCGCCAUUACAAGAUUUAGCAGCUCAUCAUGCUUCCACAGACGCUUCCGUUCCGGAAUCAGGACAUGGGACUGGGGAAGCUUUUAGGGAAGGGAUGGAAGGUGAUGAGAGGGAAUUAUUCGGUAUAGGUCAAGAUAGUGGACGUAUGGUCAAGAUAUGGUACGAUCUCCCAUGGGGUCGUCGACCUUCUAAACUUUCUUAA
Molecule: messenger RNA, 585 nt
Organism: Tremella mesenterica DSM 1558
Lineage: Eukaryota; Fungi; Basidiomycota; Tremellomycetes; Tremellales; Tremellaceae
Exons: 7
Coding region: 1-585 (194 amino acids)
Biological process (GO): mitotic DNA replication initiation
Cellular component (GO): GINS complex
Source: RefSeq, a predicted model, not a curated record